This is a messenger RNA of Chinchilla lanigera (long-tailed chinchilla), 2721 nucleotides long. RefSeq names its product mitogen-activated protein kinase 8 interacting protein 1 (gene Mapk8ip1). Gene Ontology annotation, cellular component: cytoplasm. The record is from RefSeq and is a predicted model, not a curated record. Gene Ontology annotation, molecular function: protein binding. Gene Ontology annotation, biological process: regulation of JNK cascade. NCBI's taxonomy places the organism in Eukaryota, Metazoa, Chordata, Mammalia, Rodentia, Chinchillidae.
GAGCGGCGGCCUGGGCGGGGGGGCCGCGUCCCCGCCCGCCGCCUCCCCGUUCCUGGGGCUGCACAUCGCGUCGCCGCCCAAUUUCAGGCUCACCCAUGACAUCAGCCUGGAGGAGUUUGAGGAUGAAGACCUCUCAGAGAUCACCGAUGAGUGUGGCAUCAGCCUGCAAUGCAAAGACACCCUGUCCCUACGGCCCCCGCGCGCUGGGCUGCUGUCUGCGGGUGGCGGCGGCGGCGGCGCGGGGAGCCGGCUGCAGGCGGAGAUGCUGCAGAUGGACCUGAUCGACGCGGCGGGGGACACUCCCGGCGCCGAGGAUGACGAGGAGGACGACGAGUUGCGCGCGGCACGGCGGCCGGGAGCAGGACCGCCCGAGACCGAGUCUGGCCAGGAGCCCGCCCCCCGCAUCCAGAGCCAGGGCCCGGGCAGCGGCGACACGUACCGGCCCAAGCGGCCCACCACGCUCAACCUCUUCCCGCAGGUGCCGCGGUCUCAGGACACGCUGAAUAAUAAUUCUCUCGGCAAAAAGCACAGUUGGCAGGAUCGGGUGUCUCGAUCGUCCUCACCCCUCAAGACAGGGGAGCAGACACCACCCCAUGAACACAUCUGCCUGAGCGAUGAGCUGCCGCCCCAGGGCAGCCCCGCCCCCACCAAGGACCGUGGCACCUCCACCGACAGCCCUUGUCGCCGCAGCGCUGCCACCCAGAUGGCACCUCUGGGUGCCGCCCCUGCUGCCACCCCUGGAGGCCUGGGCCACUCCCAUCGGGACCGAAUCCACUACCAGGCAGAUGUGCGGCUGGAGGCCACAGAGGAGAUCUACCUGACACCAGUGCAGAGGCCUGCGGACCCUGCUGAGCCUGCCUCGGCCUUCCUGCCUCCCGCGGAGAGCCGCAUGUCCGUCAGCUCCGAUCCUGACCCUGCCGCCUACCCCUCCGCAGCGGGCCGGCCCCAUCCCUCUAUCAGCGAAGAGGAUGAGGGCUUCGACUGCCUGUCAUCCCCGGAGCGGGCCGAUCCACCAGGUGGAGGGUGGCGAGCGAGCCUGGGGGAGCCACCCCCACCCCCACGGGCCUCGCUGAGCUCGGACACCAGCGCCCUGUCCUACGACUCGGUCAAGUACACGCUGGUGGUGGACGAGCAUGCCCAGCUGGAGCUCGUGAGCCUGCGGCCGUGCUUUGGAGACUACAGCGACGAGAGCGACUCAGCCACUGUCUACGACAACUGCGCGUCGGCCUCCUCGCCCUACGAGUCGGCCAUUGGGGAGGAGUACGAGGAGGCCCCCCGGCCCCGGCCCCCCGCUUGCCUCUCAGAGGACUCCACGCCCGACGAGCCUGACGUCCACUUCUCCAAGAAAUUCCUGAAUGUCUUCAUGAGCGGCCGCUCGCGCUCCUCCAGUGCCGAGUCCUUCGGGCUGUUCUCCUGUGUCAUCAACGGGGAGGAGCAGGAGCAAACCCACCGGGCCAUAUUCAGGUUUGUGCCUCGACAUGAAGACGAACUGGAACUAGAGGUGGAUGACCCCCUCCUGGUGGAGCUGCAGGCUGAGGACUAUUGGUACGAGGCCUACAACAUGCGCACCGGUGCCCGCGGGGUCUUUCCUGCCUACUACGCCAUCGAGGUCACCAAGGAGCCUGAGCACAUGGCAGCUCUGGCCAAAAACAGUGACUGGGUGGAUCAGUUCCGGGUGAAGUUCUUGGGCUCCGUGCAGGUUCCCUAUCACAAGGGCAAUGAUGUCCUCUGUGCUGCUAUGCAAAAGAUCGCCACCACUCGCCGGCUCACCGUGCACUUUAACCCGCCCUCCAGCUGUGUCCUGGAGAUCAGCGUGAGGGGUGUGAAGAUCGGCGUCAAGGCCGAUGACCCCCAGGAGGCCAAGGGGAAUAAAUGUAGCCACUUUUUCCAGCUAAAAAACAUCUCUUUCUGUGGAUACCAUCCAAAGAACAACAAGUACUUUGGGUUCAUCACCAAGCACCCUGCUGACCACCGGUUUGCCUGCCACGUCUUUGUGUCUGAAGACUCCACCAAAGCCCUGGCAGAAUCCGUGGGGCGCGCAUUCCAGCAGUUCUACAAGCAGUUUGUGGAGUACACCUGCCCCACCGAGGACAUCUACCUGGAGUAGCGGCCACCCGCCCUCCACGCCCCCAGACCAUGCAGGACAGCAGCUGUGGACAGGACCUGUGCGGCUAGGGAGGGACACGGCCCCCACCAGAGGAUGGGAAGUCGGGGCGGGGGUGCCAGGAGAGCGGCCUGGUCUGUUGUAACAGAAUUGUAACAUACGGCUCAGAUCCAUCCAUGGAGGACAGAGCGGGCUGCCUGGGGACAGGAGGGGCAGGGCUGGGGCUGCUGCCUUCUGGUCGCAAAGGGUGUCCCUCCUGGGGACAGAGGCGCUGCUCUGCCCUGGGCCUUACUUCCCCUGCCGGGGCCCUGGCUCCUGCCUUGACAAAGCCCACGCCACCUGCAAGUGCCCGCUGUCCCCCGUCCCCAGCCCCUCCCAGAGCCCUGAGCUCAGGCCGAGCCCGGCCACCUCCCAAGGACGUUCCAGGGCGGAAAUGGCAGAGGGCGGAGGUGAAGUCGCUGCUCUCCGUCCGCGCUGAGGGGCUGUGGGCGGCUCGCACCUCCGGCCCUGGCACGCGGGCCCCGCCAGGGAGAGGCGGCCUCUGACUGGCCUCGGCCAGCCCCACCAUGGUCCUGUCACCCUGGCCACGUCUAUUAAAGUGCCAUUUCCUGUCUGGA